AUGGGCGCUUCCAUUGCCCAUGCGGACGAUACGAUCAUGCACGAUACGACUACCACCGAUUCGUCAAGCUUUUAUCAAAAACCCCGCACCCUGACGAUGCAGCGUUGGAUUGUAUGGACCCAGAUGAAGGUAAACUCCCUCGUUAACUCACAGCUUUCCGCUCAAAAAUCACACCUAACAACAGAUCCAUGCGCCGCUCAAGAGCCUGUGCACGUCCCUGACGUCAAUACGGAUUCCACACAGAAUUACCAUGACGAUUCUGCAGAAUCCCCCAACUACGUUGAGGCCCCCCUUCUUCAAGACACGAAGAUUGACGCCGAACCAUUACCCACCACUCACCCCCCCGUCAAUUCAAUACGUGCGGCUGUUGAUACUCGCUCUCAAGCAUUACACCAAGCCACGUCCUUCUCUCUAACCCGUACGUUCAAUGGCACGUCCUUGACGACUGUCGGCCACACUACAACAAUCCCCGGCGCACAAAUCCACUGCGCUGAUUAUCAAGAGCUCGACUCUGCCGGCGAGAGCGAUAUCGGACCAGUCGAUUCCGGAGAUGACGAUGACCCUAACGAUCCACAUGACGCUGAUCCCUCGAUGGAUAUCGACAAAGAUAGUGGCCCUGCCGAACUCGGAGCAUUUGCUCACACAUGGGGCAUCCAUGUCGAACCCAAAUUCAAACUCACCGUCUGCCUCGAUUGUGGCAUUAGCAUUCCAUGGGAGCAUGUGUAUGGUCACCGGCGCUCACACCAUAAGCCCGCCGGCACUUCCAAUAAAUCGCUCCCAUCCAAGACGAGCGUCUUGAACACCCUUCGCAGGCUAGGUGCCCACCUCCCCAAGCGUUUACCAACUAGUCCAGUCCCGCCGCUAGAUGGUAUGCGCAUCAUACCCGACUUAGUUAAGUGCACCAUCGAACGUUGCACGUCCACUACACUGUUCACGUCGAUGAAAUCAUUUCAUAAACACUGCGUUAUAGCUCACGGAAAACCUCCACUGGCGCUUCGUUUCCAUGCCAUCACUAACGGUCACCAGAUUGGUGUCAGUAAGCACCUGAUGUCGUACAUCGAGGUAGCAAACUGCCACUCCAUCACGGACACGGAUGCCCUCGGGGCCAUUCUCGCCCACGUUGAAAAAUGUGGGCUGUACACUAGGGACACCACAUACAAGCCUGCGGUCAACAAGCGUCCCAGGGGGCCCCUUUUAGCCCAGACCAACUGGGAGCAGUGUAUCAAGAACGUCGACCUCAAGUGCCUCCGCGAAACGGCUUUGAAGCCUGAAAACCAACCUGAGUUCGACUACCUCAUCCAGGAAACGCAAAGCUACUACAGGUUCAUCGCAGCCAACCUCGGACGACUAUCAACGCUUACUCUUCGGGCCCUUGUGUCCACCAGCCCGUCUGGUGACACGGAGAAAGCACCAUUUCGCCGUCCACAGGAAGACCCCACGCUCGAACGAUACGCCAAUUUCAUGUCCAGAUUCAUCAUCUUCCUCAUUCGUCAUCUUUGCCAACCCAUCGAUAACUUCGACGUGCCUCUGCAUCCGCAGCACUGUCAUUAUCUGAAGGAACUAUACGCCCUCCUCAAAUCGUCCUCGAAGCAUAACUCUGUCGAUUAUAUAGCACUUUUCUAUAUGGGUCAUGGUUAA
Suillus subaureus is the source of this 1638-nucleotide messenger RNA. RefSeq lists its product as uncharacterized. The record is from RefSeq and is a predicted model, not a curated record. The coding region runs from base 1 to 1638 and encodes 545 amino acids. NCBI's taxonomy places the organism in Eukaryota, Fungi, Basidiomycota, Agaricomycetes, Boletales, Suillaceae. The transcript has a single exon.